Trypanosoma cruzi is the source of this 885-nucleotide messenger RNA. RefSeq lists its product as uncharacterized. The transcript has a single exon. The record is from RefSeq and is a predicted model, not a curated record. Bases 1 to 885 code for a protein of 294 amino acids. NCBI's taxonomy places the organism in Eukaryota, Euglenozoa, Kinetoplastea, Trypanosomatida, Trypanosomatidae.
AUGCCGCAAGACAAGCGUCUUAUUGUAACAAAGGCGGUGGUUCACAAAAUACAGCGGCUGCAUGGGGCUGACACGGAGGCUGCCGCGGCGGAGGGCAUCUUCAUUGAGUUUGUCGUGCCUCCUGUUGUUGUUUCACAGUGCCCGGAUCUGCUCACUGAGCAUGUCUUCCAGCUGCCGAAUCGCACUUACCCCAGAAACGGCCGUACAACGUGCCUCAUCGUCCCGCGUGUUAUUUCCCGUGAUGCGUUUAAGAUUAAUAAGCGACAUGGGUACUACGACGCCGUUGUGACGGCUGAAGCCAUCUGCAAGAGGGACGCCGCGGAGGCCGUGCGUCGGGCAGCACUUGUUUCAAAGACGUUUUCUCAUUUUGUUGUGGAUGAAAGGAUUGUGUCCAAGUUGCCGCCAUGUAUUCUUGCCGCAGUCACUGCGUCCUUGCCGGCGACAGCGCGGGAAAGAGAUGUCGUCUCAUCCUCCGCACCAGGGCCAAUAACCCAAACGGAGAAGAAAGUUGGCGUGGGUAAACGAAAGGGAGCGAAAUUGGCAGAGCCUUUGACGACAACGACGACGACGCACGUACCGGCGUUGCCAAAGACGUCGCGCAAAUGCAUUACCCCCUUGCGUAACCUUGAAGACCGCACGAGUCUCACAUUUCGGCUUUCACAGGGUGUCUUGGGUGGCGUAGUGCGUGUAAAGAACAUGGGGCUGUUGACAUUUCGUGUUGGCCACGCUGGCAUGACGGCCGGGGAUGUGUGCGAGAAUGCGAAAUGCUUUAUUUUUGCCUUGAAAAGGGAAUUUCCGACGGUAUGGAAGUACAUUCACGAGUUCACGAUGACGUCGGGCGUGACGGAGCCUAUCCGCUUUAUGGAAGUGCACAUUCGGAAAUAA